GCGCCUGUUCCCAUCCCCACAGGCCCUUGGCAGGCUGGCCCUCAGCCCCGGGCAGACGCCGUCCUGUGAGCUACGUGCAAGCAUGCGUGAUCACCUAGGGGCCGGGUGCACCUGCCCGCUGCUCCUGGCUGUGAUCCUGGAGACUCCAAUGCUCACCGGGGCGCUGCCACCUGUUGAGCUGAUUUGCUGCCUCCUGUGCCCAGGGCUGCCAGGGCGUUAGCAUGAAGAGGGGUGCCUUUGACUGCAAAGCAGGGGAAGGAGCCAUGCAGUAGGAGGAGCUGCUUCUGGAAGGGAGAAGCAGCCCCCAGCCGCCAGCAACAGCAGCCCUGCUCAGGCCCAGCACAGCUCCGAGGAGCCCUAAGCCGUCCACGAUUCUGUGCUGUGACAAACCGUUGAGGUCUGCCGUCCUGAGCCCCGCCAUGGAGGAGGGCCACGAGCUGGACCUCACCUACAUUACGGAGCGCAUCAUCGCAGUGUCCUUCCCCGCCGGCUGCUCUGAGGAGUCCUACCUGCGCGCCCUGCAGGAGGUCACACGCAUGCUCAGGUCCAAGCACGGGGACAACUACCUGGUGUUAAACCUUUCAGAAAAGAGAUAUGACCUUACAAAGCUGAACCCAAAGAUCAUGGACGUGGGCUGGCCGGAGCUGCACGCGCCGCCCCUGGAUAAGAUGUGCACCAUAUGCAAGGCGCAGGAGUCCUGGCUGAACAGCGACCCCCAGCACGUGGUCGUCAUCCACUGCAGGGGUGGGACAGGACGCAUUGGAGUGGUCAUAUCAUCCUACAUGCACUUCACCAAUGUCUCGGCCAGUGCCGACCAGGCCCUCGACAGAUUUGCAAUGAAGAAGUUUUACGAUGACAAAGUUUCAGCUUUGAUGCAGCCAUCUCAGAAACGGUACGUUCAGUUCCUGAGUGGACUCCUGUGUGGAUCGGUGAAGAUGAACGCCUCGCCCUUGUUCCUGCAUUUUGUCAUCCUCCAUGGCACCCCCAACUUUGACACCGGUGGAGUGUGCCGGCCCUUUCUGAAGCUCUACCAAGCCAUGCAGCCCGUGUACACGUCGGGGAUCUACAAUGUUGGCCCCGAGAACCCCAGCAGGAUCUGCAUUGCCAUAGAACCAGCCCAGCUGCUGAAGGGGGACGUCAUGGUAAAAUGCUACCACAAGAAAUACCGCUCGGCCACCCGUGAUGUCAUCUUCCGCCUGCAGUUUCACACCGGGGCUGUGCAGGGCUACGGGCUGGUGUUUGGGAAGGAGGAGCUGGACAACGCCAGCAAAGAUGACCGUUUCCCUGACUAUGGGAAGGUUGAGUUAGUCUUCUCUUCCACGCCUGAGAAGGUUCAAGGGUCUGAACAUUUGCACGGCAACCACGGAGUGAUCGUGGACUACAACACGGCCGACCCGUUGAUCCGCUGGGACUCGUAUGAGAACCUCAGUGCAGAUGGAGAAGUGCUGCACACACAGGGCCCUGUCGACGGCAGCCUUUACGCUAAGGUGAGGAAGAAAAGCUGCUCGGACCCUGGCAUCCCAGGUGGCCCCCAGGCUGUCCCGGCCACCAGCAGCCCAGACCACAGUGACCACACCCUGUCCGUGAGCAGUGACUCUGGCCACUCGACUGCCUCGGUCAGGACUGACAAGACCGAGGAGCGACUGGCUCCAGGAGCCAAGAGAGGCCUGAGCGCCCAGGAGAAGGCGGAGCUGGACCAGCUGCUCAGCGGCUUCGGCCUGGAAGACUCCGGGACUGCUCUCAAGGACAUGACUGAUGCUCGCACCAAGUAUAGCGGGACACGCCACAUAGUGCCAGCCCAGGUCCAUGUGAAUGGAGAUGCCGUCGUGAAGGACCGGGAGACGGAUAUUCUAGACGAUGAGAUGCCCCAUCACGACCUGCACAGUGUGGACAGCCUCGGGACUCUGUCCUCCUCAGACGGGCCGCAGUCAGGCCACCUGGGCCCCUUCACCUGCCACAAGAGCAGCCAGAACUCCCUUCUGUCUGACGGUUUUGGCAGCACUGUUGGUGAGGACCAGCAGGGUGCCCUUGCUGCAGAUCUGGGCCUUGGCAUGGAUCCCCUCUAUGAGCGGGAGCGGGCUUUCGGGAGCCGAGAGCCCAAGCAGCCCCAACCCCUGCUGAGGAAGCCAUCGGUGUCCGCCCAGACGCAGGCCUACGGGCCAAACAGCUAUUCCACGCAGACCUGGGUGCGGCAGCAGCAGAUGGUGGUGGCCCAUCAGUACAGCUUCACCCCUGACGGGGAGGCCAGGCUCAUUAGCCGCGGCCCAGGGGACAAUUCAGGGCUCGUCCAAGCCCAGCCCAGGGUACCAGUCACCCCCACCCGGGGGGCCAGCAGCAGAGUGGCUGUUCAGAGGGGUGUAGGCAGUGGGCCACAUCCUCCAGACACUUCUCAGGCCUCUCCUGGCAAAACCUUCAAACCCAGGUUCCCAGACGAGCAAGUCAUGAAUGGAGCCGGCCCGGAGCUGAGCGCAGGUCCCUCCCCAGGCUCACCCACCCUGGACAUCGACCAGUCCAUUGAGCAGCUCAACAGGCUGAUCCUGGAGCUGGACCCCACCUUUGAGCCUGUCCCCACCCACAUGAGCACCCUGGGUAGCCAGGCCAAUGGCUCUGCAUCUCCGGACAGCAUAGGAGGUGGGCUGAGGGCGAGCAGCCGGCUUCCCAACACAGGAGAGGGCCCUGGCAGGGCCCCUGGGCGGCAAGGCUCCUUGGCUAAUGAGCAACUGGGUGGAAGACUGAGGAAGCUGAGCCUUGGGCAGUAUGACAACGAUGCUGGCAGGCAGCUGUCCUUCCCCAAAUGUGGAUGGGGAAAGGCCAGUGUGGACCAAGCCCCGGCGCCUUUCUCCUCUCCAGCUGAUGUCAAAGAGACAAUGACGGCUGCAUAUCCCCCAGACCUCGAUGUGAUCGAUGGCAGAACUUUAAAUAGCAAGGAGUCCAUGUGUUCCAUGCCUGCGUUUCCUGUGUCUCCAGAAACACCAUAUGUGAAAACGCCGCCGCGUUAUCCUCCAUUCAGCCCACCCGAGCCCCAAGUGAGCAGCCCAGCCAGUCUGCACAAGGGAGGCCUUGAAGCACGAGGCUCCCCUGAGACUCUCGGCCACGCGGUGGGGAUGUCCGACAGCCCUGUUGGACCCAAGUCCACCAUGCUUCGGGCCGACGUGUCCACCCCGUCUUCCUUUCAGCAGGCGUUUGCAUCUUCCUGCACAAUUUCAAGCAAUGGUCCUGGCCAGAGGAGAGAGAGCCCAUCAGCAGCAGAUCGCCAGUGGGUGGAGAGCAGCCCCAAACCCACCAUCUCCCUGCUGGGGAGCAGCCGGCCCACAGGAAGUCCCCUCGGUGCUGAGUUCUCUGGCCCUGGCAAGGACUCCCCAGUGCUGUCCUGUUUCCCGCCAUCAGAACUCCAGGCCUCUUUCCACAGCCAUGAUCUGUCCCUGACGGAGCCACCGGACACUCUGGCUCCCCCAGGCAGCCAGGCCUUCCUGGGCUUCAGCACCGCCCCUGGAGGAAGUGGCCUUCCCCCCGAGGAGGACCUAGGAGCCUUGCUGGCCAAUUCCCAUGGCACGUCACCAGCCCCUGGUGUCCCGCUGACAGCGGCAGGGACUGCUGACAAUGGCUUCCUGUCCCACAACUUUCUCACGGUGGUGCCUGGACAUGGCAGCCACCACAGUCCAGGCCUGCAGGGUCAGGGGGUAACCCUGCCCGGGCAGCCACCCCUCCCUGAGAAGAAGCGGGCCUCAGAAGGGGACCGCUCUCUGGGCUCCGUCUCCCCCUCCUCCAGCGGCUUCUCCAGCCCCCACAGCGGGAGCACCAUCAGCAUCCCCUUCCCCAACGUGCUGCCGGACUUCUGCAGGGCCUCAGAGGCAGCCUCCUCGCCUUCGCCAGAUAGUCCGGGUGAUAAACUUGUGAUGGUGAAAUUUGUUCAAGACACUUCCAAAUUCUGGUACAAGGCGGAUAUUUCAAGAGAACAAGCCAUUGCCAUGUUAAAGGACAAGGAGCCUGGAUCGUUCAUCGUUCGCGAUAGUCACUCCUUCCGAGGGGCCUACGGCCUGGCCAUGAAGGUGGCCACCCCGCCCCCUUCUGUCUUGCAGAUGAACAAGAAAGCUGGAGAUUUGGCCAAUGAACUUGUUCGGCACUUUUUGAUCGAGUGUACCCCGAAGGGAGUGAGGUUGAAAGGGUGCUCGAAUGAACCCUAUUUCGGGAGCCUGACGGCUUUGGUAUGUCAGCAUUCCAUCACACCCUUGGCCUUGCCCUGCAAACUGCUCAUUCCGGAAAGAGAUCCAAUGGAGGAAAUAGCAGAAAAUUCUCCCCAGACAGCAGCCAAUUCUGCUGCUGAGCUUUUGAAGCAGGGGGCAGCCUGCAACGUGUGGUACCUGAAUUCCGUGGAGAUGGAGUCCCUCACUGGCCACCAGGCGGUCCAGAAGGCCCUGAGCAUCACCCUGGUCCAGGAGCCACCCCCCAUGUCCACGGUCGUGCACUUCAAGGUUUCAGCCCAGGGGAUCACCCUGACAGACAAUCAGAGGAAGCUGUUCUUCCGGAGGCAUUACCCUGUGAACAGUGUGAUUUUUUGUGCCUUGGAUCCACAAGACAGGAAGUGGAUCAAAGAUGGGCCUCCCUCAAAAGUCUUUGGAUUCGUGGCCCGGAAGCAGGGCAGCACCACAGACAAUGUGUGCCACCUGUUUGCUGAGCAUGACCCCGAGCAGCCUGCCAGUGCCAUUGUCAACUUUGUGUCAAAGGUCAUGAUCGGCUCCCCAAAGAAGAUUUGAAAGCCCCGCUCACAGCCGGGACCUGCCGAUGCCUCUGAGGCCCUGGAGACAGCAGUGGGGGGAGAGCAGACCCCUACUUUGUUCCAAACUGAUAAUCCUGACAUUCCAGGCCUGGGAGGGGAAUGAGGACCUUCCUGCUCUACAGAAAUAAGAUCAAACAACCUCACCGUGGAUUUGCCUUUCCUGAAAGUGACUUCUGCUCCAGCAAUACCUCUGCAGACAAAUGCUUUUUGGGUAGGAGAAGCUGGGCAUGGGUGUGCCCAUCCAGGGUCCACGUGGGAAGGGGGCAGGCAAGGGAACAGCACAGAGCACAUGGCGGUCCCCACAUUCCUGGCACGACAGCAUUUUGGGCGAUGAAGAGUGCCUACCCCUCAAGGCAGAGUGCCGAGUGACCACUGGAACUUCCCCCAUCUGCCCGUGCACUCCUGUCCAGCAGACGCCCAAGACAAUUGGCCUCUCUCACCUUGGUCUUCCUGAGAUGGAGAUACUAAUGAAGCUGAGAAGGGGGUACAUGUCUGACAAAGGUUUGUGCAGGUCCAGCCCUUCUGGAACACAGCAGUUCUCAAAGGAGGCGCCAUGGGGACGAGGGUGGUGGAAGCCACUGGCAUCGUGGGAAAAGCAUCCCAUUUCAGAGACCCCACCUGGCGUGCCUUGACCACCCCACUCCUCCUACUCAAUGAGUGGCCAACUGGGCCAGAGAGAGCUCAUGAGGACUUCAAGAGGAAAAUGAGAAGGAAUUAAAGAUAUCAUUUCUAGAUAAUUUAUAUUUUACUUAUGCCGAAUUAUUUAUGGUAACAGUUUGCCAUUGCUAUACUGUUCCAGUGUCAAAUGCUGCAGCCUGCCAAGCUGUGAUCUUAGGAGGCUCGUCCGUGUGUUGGACACACCACAGGCUUGUGGCUGCAGAAGGCGUCCUGGCUGUGGAGGUGAUGUUGUUGAGUCCCCUGCUGCAAAGCCACCCAUGGGGGCUAUGCCUCAAGCAGCCUGCCCCUACACUGCGCCCACUGUCUGGUGUUCAUUCCCUGGUUGCAGAUGGCUUCCCUGACGAUGGGAAUGUCCAAGAGGCAAGGGAAACGCCUGGGUUCAUGCCCAUAGCCCCUGCCUCGGCUUGUUACGGGCCAUCUGCUGGCCCCACAGAGCACAUGCUAAAGCACUGCCAGCCCGUGCCAGCUCCCACCUCGCUGCUCCUUGACACCACUGGCUCUCCGGUGGGGGCAUCCAGGCGGGAUGAUGUUAGCCGAAGGCAGGGCAAGGAGGCAGAGGAGGAAUCCUGACACUGACGCACUAUUUUUUUGAGUGCCACUGUUCUGCCACUGUUUUAGCCACCAAACUGAGUGUUAUUUUAUGUUUAUGUGAACAUUCCAAUGGCAUGGUUUUCCACCUGAAUCUGUCUGUGGUCAGAGGUUGGGGAGAGUGCAGUGACCCUAGAACUUCCCAGUGAGAGGUGAGGCUGGGCCGUGUCAGGAUAGAGCCUGGACCUCCUUCCUUACAGACCCAGGAGCUCUAAGAGGACUCUCUGCCUCUCCCAAGUGUGCCACCCUGAGGUUCCCACUCGCCUCUGCUUUCAAAAGUCGAGUCUCAGCUGCUUCAGCCACCUCCGUAUUGCAGGCUACAGUCACCACCCUGAACUGUGGAAACGUGCUUUGUGAACUUUCUGUUUUAAGGUAACAAGCAGAACUGGGCCUCGCGAAAUCACAGUGGCAUGUGUGUGUGUGAGUGAAGGCAGGUGGAUCAUUGUGUGUGUGUGUGUACGUGUGUAUGUCUGAGGGGAAAGGCAGGUGAACCAUUUUGUGUGUGUGUGUGUCUGUGAAGUCAGGUGGUUUGCUUGUGUGUGUGUCAGAGUGUGAAGGCAGGUGGACCAUUCCACUGUUUAGCUCCUAUUGAUGCACCAGACGUAAGUGCCUCAUUUCCGUGCCAAAUGUUUGCCUUGGUCUUUGCCGACCUCCUUCCCUGCCGCGCACUGGCUGACACCGAGAAUGUGCUGGCAUUCCAUAGAAGCCCUGGCGUCUUUAGCAGAGGCUGCCAGCAUUUCAGUUUUUCAUCCACUGCAGGAAAACAGCUGAGGGGAGCAGAGGUCUGUGCUUCCCCAAGAAGUGCCUCAUCCCAAGAUAGUUGGGCCCAGAGGGUGCAGGCCGGGUCUCUUACCCUUCUGAAGAAGGGUGGGAGGGCUUGAAAGAUCACGCGCAGUAUCAAGAAGCAUAACCUGCCCAGUGAAUCGCAGAGACUUCAGACGCCCCACGGCCCACGGUGGUCUUGUGAGCAUUCAAGAAGCCACAAAAACUUCCUUUGGAACUGACUGAUCAGGUGUGAUUUUUACUCAAGGUGAAAGUGGUCAAGGGCAUCGGGGAAUUUGUCCUGAGCAGAUAGCCCCCUCUGAGGAACCAAAGGAAGCAAAUGUCCAUGGUUCUGAAGAACCGAUAUGAGAGGUUUCUUUCUUCCUUGUAUGUUACGUGUGCAUUAAACAGAACAAGGCAAGUCUGUGUCAUCACAGACAGUAUGCAGGCUCAGAACCUAGCGAGCCCCCACAGCCGGUGCUGGCUCAGGAACAGGUGGGAGAAGGAAUGUUUCCCAGGCGUUGCCUUGGGGCUCCAUGGGGGCAGCCACAGGCUGUCCGUGGGGUACCUGCAGCAAGUUCACAGCAACUGUGCCCAACAUAUAGUAUAGCCAGGGUCCACUAACCUGUUCAGUCAGCGUAUUGUUGUAUUCCUCCAGUGUUAAGCUAUAACCACUUUCAAAGUCACACUGCAUUUAUCCUUGUAAUGUCUUCUUAUUUGCCUUACUUGCUAGUGCAUAUUUUUACUUUUCUGAUAUUGUAAAAAAAUAUAUCCAGUAUGUAAAUGAAUGUUCUAUAAAUCCUUUGUAUAGUCAUUUUCUCCGCUCUUUAAAUAUCAUCUCUAUUCAGAGUAUAAUAAAAUGAUGAACUUGGUAA
Molecule: messenger RNA, 7680 nt
Organism: Nycticebus coucang (slow loris)
Lineage: Eukaryota; Metazoa; Chordata; Mammalia; Primates; Lorisidae
Gene: TNS3
Product: tensin 3
Exons: 28
Coding region: 420-4754 (1444 amino acids)
Biological process (GO): dephosphorylation
Molecular function (GO): phosphatase activity; protein binding
Source: RefSeq, a predicted model, not a curated record